This is a messenger RNA of Pestalotiopsis fici W106-1, 795 nucleotides long. RefSeq lists its product as uncharacterized. Lineage: Eukaryota; Fungi; Ascomycota; Sordariomycetes; Amphisphaeriales; Sporocadaceae. The transcript is spliced from 3 exons. The record is from RefSeq and is a predicted model, not a curated record. The coding region runs from base 1 to 795 and encodes 264 amino acids.
AUGCCUUUCACUUACAAGACCGUCCUCAUUGUUGGCGCGACCUCUGGCAUUGGUGCUGGCUUGGCUGACAAGUUCAUUUCAGAGGGAUCCAAGGUCAUCGCUGUUGGUCGCCGGCAGGAUAGACUGGACGCUUUUGUAGCAAAGCAUGGCUCUACCAAGGCGGCCGCUGUCAAGUUUGAUGUUACCGACAGCAAUGGCAUCGACUCCUUCGUCAAGAAGGUUAUCACAGAGCAUCCUGAUUUGGACUGCGUCUUUCUAAACUCUGGUAUCCAAAGCUCGACACGUUUGUCGCGAGCGGCCGAGUUCGAUCUCGCCAAAUUCCAUGAUGAGAUCAAUGUGAACUUUACCAGCAUCGUUAACCUGAUCAUGAAAUUCCUGCCUCCCUUGCAGGCAAAAGAGACGCCCACGUCCUUGAUCAUCACGGGAACUCAUCUGGCCAUUGUGCCGGCCGUCACCAUGGCAGGAUACUCGGCUUCCAAGGCAGCCUUGACUUCCUUCAUCGACUGUGUUCGUGAGCAAAAUCGGCACAAGUCUACCAAGAUUAUCGAACUUUACCCCCCUGUGGUUCAGACCGAACUGCAUGACUGGAUGGGCGAGGAAAAGGGCCGGGCUCUGGGAAUGCCUCUGAAUGAGUUCAGCGACAUUGCCUACAAUGAGCUGCUCAAGGCAGACGAUUUAAUUGUGAUCGGCUCCAUCGCUACAGAGUCACGAGACAACUACAUGGACUUGGUAAACAAGCGCCGGACGAUAUUCAACAAGCUUUCGGGAGCAAUGCUGUCGCGCUUCGAGCUGUAG